GCCGCAAUCGUUUUGUUGAAGCUGACGGAAGGGAAAUUGCUGCUUGCGCAGCUCAAGCACAUGAUUGAAUCCAGAUUAGAAGGGAAAUUAAUCAUCUUUUGCUGAUAACAGGCACGCUGCAGCUUUCCCGACUUAUGGCAAAGUUGGGAAGACUCCUGCGUCCUGCAAUGGACUUCUCCACACUGGCUGGAGCCAGACUGGAUUCAAAUGAUGAAGACGCCGGCCAGCCCAGCACCUUGGGGAGGGACCCUGCUUCAAAAUCCCCCCCCCCUCCAUCCAUCCGCCCAUCCAUCCUUGACACCGAUCCUUGGAAGUACUCCCCCCCUCCCCCUGCUCCCGUGUGAGGCCUCCAUUCUGUGCGUGCCCAACAAAUCCAAAUCCAGGUGAGCAUUCUUCUACUUGGUUGAUUGUCACCGUGGCCAUGUCCACUCACAGACGUUGACAGCGACCUCACCGGUUACUCUUCUCUGGCCGUUCAAUCCCGAGUUAAAUCCAGUCGGGGUGUCCCUGAACGCUUCGCGGCGAGUUGCGCCUACUUAACAUUCAAGCCCCAGCAGCGGCCGGGGUGUUGCGCAAGCGCGGCCCAUUGAGGAGGCCCGGAUGCCGAGAGAGGGGAGCGCCGGGACGAGCCAUCCAGCCAGAUUGGAACGAGCCGCGGCGGGAACCACAGCACCGGCGGGAGCCACAGCACCAGCGGGAAGGCCGAUAUGGACCGGCCGCCGCGUGACCCGAGGACCCCGGCUCCGGACCGCGUGACCCUCAAGAAGGAGAUCGGCCUGUUGAGCGCCUGCACCAUCAUCAUCGGGAACAUCAUCGGCUCGGGCAUCUUCAUCUCUCCCAAAGGCGUUCUGGAGCACUCGGGUUCGGUGGGCGCGGCGCUGCUGGUGUGGAUGCUGGGCGGAGGCGUGGCCGCCCUGGGCUCGCUGUGCUACGCCGAGCUGGGCGUGGCCAUCCCCAAGUCGGGCGGCGACUACGCCUACGUCAGCGAGAUCUUCGGAGGCCUGGUGGGGUUCCUGAUACUGUGGAGCGCCGUGGUGAUCAUGUACCCGACCACGCUGGCCGUCAUCGCGCUCACCUUCUCCAGCUACGUGCUGCAGCCCGUCUUCCCCGAGUGCGCGCCGCCGUACGCCGCCACGCGAGUGCUGUCGGCCACCUGCCUCCUGCUGCUGACGUGGGUGAACUGCUCCAGCGUGCGCAUGGCCACCAGGAUUCAGGACGUGUUCACGGUGGGGAAGCUGCUGGCGUUGGGGCUGAUCAUCGUCGUGGGUUUGGUGCAGAUCUUCAAGGGCAACUAUGAGGCGCUGACUCCGCAGGCGGUCUUCUCCAUGGAGCGGACCCCCUCGGUGGGGCAGAUGGCGCUGGCUUUCCUGCAUGCCUCCUUCGCCUUCAGCGGAUGGAACUUCCUCAACUACGUGACGGAGGAGGUUGUGGAUCCCAGAAGGAACCUCCCUCGCGCCAUCUACAUCUCCAUCCCGCUGGUGACUCUGGUCUACACGCUGACCAACAUGGCCUACUUCUCGUCCAUGUCUUCCGACGAGCUGCUUUCCUCCAACGCUGUCGCCGUCACGUUCGGAGAGAAGCUGCUCGGCGUCUUUUCUGUCAUCAUGCCCAUCUCCGUGGCGUUGUCCACGUUCGGCGGCAUCAACGGCUACCUGUUCACUUCGUCCAGGUUGUGUUUCUCGGGCGCCAGGGAGGGUCACCUGCCCGGCCUGCUGGCCAUGAUCCACGUGGACAAGUGCACGCCCAUCCCGGCUCUGCUGGUCUGCUGUACGGCCGCCAUGGUGAUCCUGUGCAUCGGGGAGACUCACAACUUGAUCAACUACGUGUCCUUCAUCAACUACCUGUCGUACGGCGUCACCAUCGCGGGCCUCCUUUUCUACCGCUGGAAGAAGCCCAACCUCUACCGCCCCAUCAAGGUGCGUCUGCUGGUGCCCGUGUGCUACCUGAUGUUCUGGGCGCUCCUGUUGGGCUUCAGUCUCUACUCUGAGCCGCUGGUGUGCGGCGUGGGUCUUCUCAUCAUGCUAACCGGCGUGCCUGUCUACUUUCUGGCCGUCCACUGGAGGGCAAAACCAAAGUGCCUCAACCGCUUCAUUGAGACGGCGACCGUGGUGGGCCAGAGCUUGUGUUUGGUGGUCUUUCCUCAGUUGGACCCCAUCGAGGCGGUGGAGUCUUCCGAGUGGACGGAGCCGUCGUCCGGUUCGUCCGCUAACUAAAAAUGGAUGCCAGCGCGUUGUGUUUCCACCACCUAAUGCUGCGUUGACAUUUAUGCCGAGCGGACGCCUUUUCUUCCUUGCAGACUUUUGCACGUUGUUUUAUUUCCCACCACCAACCAACGUACAACUUGCUCAUGUGAGCCAACCCAGCUAACCAGCAGAAUACACUGGGUUCUAGGAAAGAAACAUCCUCACACAAGUCGUUUGUUUUAUGUCAGCGUUUGGAUUUUUGACAGGGCCAAAUGUACUUCAUUUUUUUGAGAACUAACCCAUGGAUUAGGUUGACCUGGUAGUACGUAUCUUCUUUUCUUUUUCUAAAAGAGUCAGCUCGUCCUGUGUGUCGCAGUGGGCCAGCGUAUUGGUUCUGACUGAAGUUUCCUUUAUUUCCAAUCCAAUCGGAAAUGUCAUCGUUCAUAUGGACGUCUAUUUCACGCCAGGACGUCAAUAAAAAGUUCACGGUCACAUCAUGAUAAGUCAACUUGUCAAAAUGAACUUUUUUUAAUACCUCCCUGACUUUGCUUUUUUUUCCACUGUAAAUUAUUUGUAAAGUAUUGACAACGCAAUAUUGUUAACUAUCAUGUAUUUAGACAUGGUUAUCACUAUCAAAUAGUUUUAGACCCGACCAUUCUAUCGAUUUCAUCGAUUAAUAGAAAUAUCAGAUAUCAUUUUAUUUGCAUUAAAGUGUAUUAAAACAUUUUCCCGAUGACUGUUUAUGAACCAAUUCUUGUUUAUUUGGUAUGAUUUAGUGAUUGAUAAACAACAGCAGCUAAGCAAUAUGACACAAGAAUUGAAGGUGAUUGAAAGAAAGUAAAGCAGAUGUUUACAAAUAUUUUAUUUGGAUUAAACACUAAAGAUACAUGAUCAAAUACGAGGCCAUUGAUUUGAUAAGCGAUUUGUUGUCAAUUAAGCGAUUCAUUUUGACACCUUUAGAAAUCUAACGGUGUUUAUGCCUUCGGAUGACAUGACAAUCACAAAUGCUUGCA
Molecule: messenger RNA, 3196 nt
Organism: Syngnathus acus (greater pipefish)
Lineage: Eukaryota; Metazoa; Chordata; Actinopteri; Syngnathiformes; Syngnathidae
Gene: slc7a10b
Product: solute carrier family 7 member 10b
Exons: 11
Coding region: 708-2213 (501 amino acids)
Biological process (GO): D-serine transmembrane transport; amino acid transmembrane transport; D-alanine transmembrane transport
Cellular component (GO): membrane
Molecular function (GO): L-amino acid transmembrane transporter activity; neutral L-amino acid transmembrane transporter activity
Source: RefSeq, a predicted model, not a curated record